UAUAUAAAGUAGACCAGACCGAAUUAGUCGACAGUACAGUUUCAGGUGUUCAACUUGUUGCUUCUUAAUCUUCACUCAUAGGUUAACGAAAAUGUUUGUUGUUUUUAUCAUGGCAGCAGUUUUGAUUGCUCAGACGCAAUCGGCCGCUAUAGUCUUGCCUACCGAAACAAUAAUUGUCGAGACGGCAGAAAACAAAGACGCCAAAGCUUCGGUUGAUGAAUUCGAUAUUAGCCUUCUGUCUGCCAAUUACACACAGAAAAGUCACGAGAAGGACGUCGAUUUGUACCUUGACACUGCCGUUCAAGUUGAUAAAUUUGGAUGCGGUUCUAGGCUGAUUUGUGAACUGCAUCGAAGAGCUGAAAGUGAAUUGCUUCCCGAAGAAAUUCGCCUUCGUUCAAUGCUUCUCGACCAACCUUUGGCCGUUACCACUGAUGGACCCAAAACUGCCAAAGGUAGAGGAGUGUUCCAGUAUGCGGCGUACAUCGGAUCAACGGCCAAGAACUCAGAAACUUGCAGCCGGGCUUUUGCCCGUUGUCCUUUCGAUUCUGAAACAAUCCUUCUUGUUUUCCGGGCAAUUGAAAAUUACCCAACUCUCAAAUCUCUUGCGCAACCUUUCCCUAAUCAAAGACUUCAAGCACCCAAAGAAACUCAGUCAUCUUAAUUCCGAAUGUUGCAAAUAUCCUGUUUUAGGUUACUCAUUUACUCACGACUCUAUUCAUCAGCAUAUAAAAGGGUCUACGUUUUUUUUUUAUGUUGUCACCAAAUCAAUACAAAUUUUAUUACUA
This is a messenger RNA of Daphnia pulicaria, 785 nucleotides long. RefSeq lists its product as uncharacterized. Bases 92 to 661 code for a protein of 189 amino acids. The transcript is spliced from 5 exons. The record is from RefSeq and is a predicted model, not a curated record. NCBI's taxonomy places the organism in Eukaryota, Metazoa, Arthropoda, Branchiopoda, Diplostraca, Daphniidae.